Messenger RNA from Lytechinus variegatus (green sea urchin), 1660 nucleotides. Its product is annotated as beta-1,4-galactosyltransferase 6-like. Bases 557 to 1555 code for a protein of 332 amino acids. The transcript has 11 exons. Gene Ontology annotation, molecular function: UDP-galactose:glucosylceramide beta-1,4-galactosyltransferase activity. The record is from RefSeq and is a predicted model, not a curated record. Gene Ontology annotation, biological process: carbohydrate metabolic process. Lineage: Eukaryota; Metazoa; Echinodermata; Echinoidea; Temnopleuroida; Toxopneustidae.
CAGCGUGGUGGAAUGUUUCGUUCAGUCUCUUAUUCACAUAGACUUCCUCAUAAUAUACGCCAACGGUACGACGACUUUAUCGACGCCAAACAACCGCUUUCCACCAUUAAUUGCUACUGGAAUUUUAAGUUGAAUCAUUCAAAGAUGGUGACAAGCCAGGCUCUUCCUCCUCCGAAGACAUGUUCGUUCAAGGGCUGUUAUUUCCUCAUUACUCUACUUGUAUUUCUCGUCACCGUCAUUUGUUUAUUUGGGAUCUCGUCAUUUGACACAGUGAUCAUCAAGAGUAGGACCAUUGCAGAAAAGGGUGAUAUGCUAACACAAAACGUUGCAAAGCAGAAGAUUCCAUCUUUCAAAGUUGCACCCAUCAAAUCGUCGAAAAUAGAUAUUACGAGAAAUUUUACAAGCCAGGAAAUUCCACCGCCGACAAUAGAGUCCAAACCUCUCAGACUGGACGGAGAACAGGCUCUCCCCAAAGAAUGUUAUUCCAGAUCUCCAUUCUCUGUUGCGUAUUGAUGAUUCGUACAACACACAUAGCGAUUCAGAAAAUAAAGAGUGUAUGCGUCCCAACGAACAGGGAACAAACGGUUCUGACUACAUCGCAGAUAUCAGUCGAUCUAAUUUUGUAACGACCGAAGAAAAAGUUUUCAAGGAUUUGGCGGAGAAGGCCAGAGAUUUAACGCGUGACGCCAAUGAACACUUGAAAAUCCUCCUGAAAGACAGGUACAACAGCACCCUCAACGAUAAAGCUGACGCAAAGACGGAACCAGCAGCACAAGCCGGAAUGGGGAUGACAAUAGGGUCAUACAUGUACUUCCCUGGAGGUCACUGGGUACCCAUGCAUUGUAAAGCCAAGUGGAAGGUAGCCGUGGUCAUUCCCUAUCGAAACCGCAGUGAUAAUCUCAAUGUCCUUACAAGAAACCUAAUACAAUUCCUGAAGGGGCAAGAUUUGGAAUUCGGAAUCUUUGUCGCGGAGCAGAGUUUCUCUGAAAUAAUGAAUAGGGGCAUGAUGAGAAACAUUGGUUUUCAGAUGGCAUGCUUGAGUGGAACAAAGUGGGACUGCUUCGUGUUCCAUGACGUGGAUUUUGUUCCCCUCAAUUCUACAAACUACUACGGUUGCGAUAGCUUCCCAGUACAUUUUGCCAACAGGCUGGAAAUAUUCAACUACACGAACCCUUACUCGGUCGAUUAUGGAGGCAUCGUUGGGAUGACCGGGGAGCAGUUCAUUACGGUCAACGGCUAUUCUAACAUGUACUGGGGAUGGGGCGGCGAGGACAGCGAUUUGGGCAGGAGAGUACGUCAGAAGUUUAAAGUCACCGAAGCUCGUCUAGGUUAUUACCGUAACUUAAACCAUGACGAGAAAACAAAAGAGGAAAUGAGUGUGCAUAGAAUGUGUCUUUACAAUUACGCACUGAACCGGAUAAAAUACGAUGGACUAUCGAGGGUCCGUUACGAACGUUCCGCCGACAUUUUACUUUCUACAUUGUAUACCAAAAUAACAGUUGAUGUCGUCAAACAAGAAUGGAACCGGGUGAUUCCACCUUGCAAUCGUAUAUGACGACGGUGACCAAGACCAGUUCAUGUUUAAAGGGAAGUGAAACCUUUGGAACAAGAUAGCUUGUGUGAAAACAGAAAAAUCAAAGAAACAGAUCAACCAAAGUUU